Megachile rotundata (alfalfa leafcutting bee) is the source of this 5044-nucleotide messenger RNA. Its product is annotated as monocarboxylate transporter 12. The record is from RefSeq and is a predicted model, not a curated record. Lineage: Eukaryota; Metazoa; Arthropoda; Insecta; Hymenoptera; Megachilidae. Gene Ontology annotation, molecular function: monocarboxylic acid transmembrane transporter activity. Gene Ontology annotation, biological process: monocarboxylic acid transport; transmembrane transport.
GACAAAUUGUAUUAGGUGACGUUUAUUGAAACUGUGAAGAGGAAUUAUGAAUUUUUAUUACUGAAACACUGCGUUGACUUGUUUAUUUAUUAGUAUUAUGUAUCUUCCCUAAAUAUUCCCACGAUGAUGCUCUUUCUUUCGAUCGUUCGUUUCGGUUUGCAGCCAUGUUCUGCGUUCUUAAACUUUAAACCAACACCGUAUGUAAAUCACACGAAUGCGCAGUAAAUGAUUAGCAAUAAAACACUGUAAUACGUCAAGCAGUUUGCAUUAUUGCCACGUUGCGUUGGUUUCGACGUAAUCGCAAACAAUGUUCAUCGUCAUCGAACCUGUUAACUAUUCGACGCCUUUUUCUUUUACGAAGUUUUUACUCGUAGACCGAUAAUACGCGUGUGCAAUGAAAUAUAGCAAAAUUUAAUAAACGUAUGUAUCUUGCUGUUCUAUUCAACGAACAAUAUUUGUCUUCGAGCAAGAAAACUCAUUUACAGUGCUAUGUUUUAUCGUUACAUUACCUGAGAUUAUAUCGUUACGCGAGAUAAACGGAGUAUUUGUCUCGGAUCUCGCAAACUUUACUGGAAAUUCAGUGAGAUAUUCAUGUGUACGCGUGAUUACACGAUGCAGAUUAAAUUACCGUACACUUUGGUCAACUCGUUCAAUUAGUAUACGAAAUAAUGAGACCGAUAAAAUGUCAAGUAUCAAGGAUAGACUGCGGUAGAGUGAAAGGCUAAGCGCGCCGAAAAGUGCACGCUCGCGCGUCGCGAGCACGGUGCAUUAAAAAAGAAAAGAAACGUUUUCUCGGCUGUUUAAACGUAAUCGGCGAACAAGUUUCCCCUAGUUUCGGGGUACGUGGUCGCGCGACUGUUUUCACGUUGUCUCCUGGUCGAGCGUCGUGACUGAUUUCCACCUCCCUGUGUCGCGAUGGAAUGAACGGUACCGGGGAGUUUGCCGCGCGAUAGGCGUAUAUUCUUGGCGCGACCUACCUUAAGCGUAAACUUGCUCUUUCGUUUAAGCGCCACCGUGCAACAGGAGGGGCGAAGUACAGGAAACAGAAGGAAGGUUUGGCGGAACACAUCGUCACCACAACGUCGCGCGAUAAUUCUUGGUUCGUCGUUGUUUGCCGCGGCGCGUUUCUCCGUGCUUCAACGCCACCAGUUUGCCGCCAUUUCCCUCCGCUCCCUCCGUGUCCCUCCGGCGUGGCGCGAUUUCCGGUUUAUUUCCAUGGCGGUCGCCCUCUGUUGGUUCACUUUUUCGGACGAAGCGGACGACACCAAGCUGUUAGCCGUGCAAGUGUGAAAACGACGAUCAUGACGCAUACACAACCGUGGACGACGAUGGCGUCGUUGGAGAACAAAGUGGAUGAACGAGUCGCCAAAGCGGUGCACCAGAACGGAGGCGGAUGCAGGACCGAAGAGAUGCCUCUCGAAGACGUGCAGGAUAACAAUAACGAGAGCAUCGAGGUGGAGAUGGUGGUGCCACCGGACGGAGGAUGGGGUUGGGUGAUCGUCGCCGCCUCCUUCAUGUGCAACCUCUUCGUGGACGGUAUCAUCUUCAGCUUCGGAGUGUUCCUGAACGACGUGUCCGCCGCUUUCUCCGUUUCCAAAGCAAGGGUUGCUUUGGUUGGCUCGCUGCAGUCUGGCUUCUACCUUAUGGCUGGUCCUUUUGUGUCAGCUUUGGCUAACAGGUACGGCUUCAGGCUGGUCGCGAUCCUAGGAAGCGUUAUAAGUUGCGGUGCUUUCGUGCUCUCGUACUUCAGCACUUCCAUCGAGUUCCUCUACAUCUCUUAUGGUGUACUCGGUGGUAUCGGUGCAGGACUGAUCUACGUGCCGGCUGUGAUAACUACAGGGUUUUAUUUUGAAAGAUGGAGAGCCCUGGCUACAGGAAUCGCGGUUUGUGGUUCUGGAAUCGGCGCUUUCUUGCUCGCACCAAUUUCCGAUUUGCUCGUCAAGCAGUUCGGGUGGAGGGGUGCCUUGUUAUUUCAAGCAGGAAUGCUGCUGAAUUGUGCCAUUUUCGGCGCGAUGUUCCGCCCACUGAAACCGACCAGGAUUAAAGUGAAACCUACGCCCGAGAACGCGGGCUUAGACGUGAAGAACAACUUGAUGGCCAAAGGUGUUUCCACCGCAUCGUUGCAUUGCGUUCAACCUGGCAGAAGCGGUUUCUUUGGCACCAACAAUAAUACGGAAUAUCCCACCGCUGCUGAGCUCCUCGGCAGCAACCCCAACAUAGUAAACGCUUCCAAAUCGCUACAUUCGCUUCACAAGGUUCACGUUGAACUGACUACGCUGGAAAGGAAGUUGAGCAGCUCGGAGAAACGAUUAUCCGCGCCGAUCUACCCCGAUAUAGACGUGACUAUGGACGAAAAAAUAGCGGAAGAGAACAAUCUUCUAGGUGGUGAUGUGGAAAGACUGAACGGCAAAGUACCUACGAUUCGUAGACACACGAUUAGCGGCCGAAGACUUCGCGCGGACUCGGACUGUAGCCAAAAGUCUUUGAAGGUGGGCAACAAGCGAAAUCCAUUCAGCAAGGAUCCACAAAGACCGUUCUAUAGGGACGAUAUUUUUUAUGGGGGUUCCUUGAACAGGCUACCUCAUUACAGGUCUCAGCAAUCGUCUGUGGGAUACCACAUGUCGGUGACGCGUCUGCCGACCGCGACCGACGUGGCUGAAGAAGAAAGCGGAAGUUGCUACAUAUGUCCAGAAAGCGUACGAAGAAUCCUCACAACCAUGCUCGAUUUAAGUCUGCUAAAAAGUCCCUCUUUCUUGAUCCUGGCGAUCUCUGGAGGACUCACCAUGAUGGGCUUCUAUACACCCUUUAUGUACGUCCCAGAUCGAGCCAUAAGGGCAGGAGUCGAACCAUCCACGGCAAUGUUCCUAGUGUCGGUAAUCGGUAUCGGCAAUACCGUUGGUCGUGUGGUGUGCGGAUUAGCUAGUAGCUUACCAGGUGUCAACGCGUUGGUCGUCAACAAUAUAUUCAUCAGCGCUGGUGGAUUAUUAACCAUAAUUUCCGGCCUGUCGCUCACUCAGGGCUUUCAGUUCUUCUACGCAGCCGGCUUUGGGAUCAGCAUUUCCGUGUUCGCCUCCCUGCGGUCGAUCAUCGUGGUAGAUCUACUGAGUCUGGAGAAAUUGACGAACGCUUUCGGGCUGCUUCUUCUGUUCCAAGGUGUGGCNNNNGCCGUAGGCGCGCCUCUCGCAGGUGCCUUCAUGGACGCGACCGGAAGCUACGACUUCUCGUUCUACCUAUCCGGUAGUCUGAUCUUCUUAUCGGCUGUGAUCUGCUACCCUCUGAAGAGGAUCAACGAGUGGGAGUCGAGGAAGAGCAACGAGAAGAACAGCGACGACCCAUCGAAGUCUUGAUCCAGCACGAAGACACGAUUACAUAGACGCCGUAGACCGAAGUCUGUCGCGUUCGCUGCUUAGCGCACAGUGUUUUGUACAUAUACCGAAGUGUAAAUAAUUCAUGAUGAGUAUUCGAAUCGUUAAUUAAUUCGUGACGACAGGAGGAAGCUCGUCAGGUUCAACGAUUAAAAUUAUCGUUGUUGGGAAUCGGAGAGUCUGCCGAGUUUCGUUAAGCGCGAUGAGUGAGCAGCUUCGAAACCGAUGGAGAUUUCAUAGAUACGGAAGAAGAGGCGUAUAUCGUUUACGUAAAAGGACAUUUUAUCAAGAUCCGAGUCGACACGGAACACGUUCAUCGAAUAUUAUCCGCGAUCCAAUCCGUUUAAUACCAUUAUCGUUCUGAAAUGUAAUAUUACACGAUCGGAAACGUUAAGGCGUUCGAUGUACGUACACCGAUGUAACAACGGAUAAUAUUCGUUGUUAAUGCCUUGCAUUCGUGCCUUUUACUCAUAGUCUUCCUCGAAUAUCGCGUGAGGAUGUUGAAUCGUUCGAUCUAGAUCAAAAUUUACGCGCGAUCAAGAGAAACGAAGAUGCUAGAUCGAACGAGAGGCGUUCAAUAGAAGAUUACUUAUAUUGCAGUCUAUUUUUGCUACGACCUUGUUACCGUCAAAAGCAAACUGCCAUACUAUAGAUUCGGUGUACACCGACGAGCAUCGUACGCUUUCUUAGGGAAAAUGGCGCUGCUAGAGAAAACGUCACUACUUGAUUCUCGGAUAUUCGAAUUAAAAGUUUUGCUUUGCGGAUAUUAAAACAUUAUGGAAAUUUAAGAAAAGUGGUGGUGUAGUUUUUCUCUAGAGCGGUUGUUAUCUCGGAGAAGGCUCGAUUGCAGCGAGCUGUACUCUGCGUGUUAUCGCGCAGUUUGUAUCGCGAAAUGUACACGUUGCAUCGUCUCGACGGGAAACGAUGAGAGAUAUGUUGGAAGUUCUGGCGAGAACUGGCAAAGUGAAUUCGUUAAAUCGCGAUCGAUCGAUCUCUCGACUCGCUUCCGAGAUAUCUGGUAGAGCAUGUUUCUAUAAUAAACAAGCACGCGCAUAUGGUAAAGGCGUAUGUACUUGCAUAAACGGGUACACGUAAUCUCGACAUAGAGAACGUGCAUUCGUUCUGGUGCAGUGCAAUCUGUAGCGUUAAUUAACGCGUUGACUGUCAUGGGAAUCGUAAGUGAUCUCUGUUACCAAUUUUAUUUCGAUCGCACGGCGAAAUGACAUAUCGUUAAAGUUGCACUGGCGAAUCGUGCGUAAUGAAAAUAUUAGUAACCUUGAUAGUGCAUUUUAUUCAACGAAAUUAGGUGAUUUGAAGAUUUAGAAAUUUGGCGAUUUACACGAAUUGGAAUUUCUAAAUCUGGAAUUGUAAAUAUCGUAAAUAUCCCUGUUAUGGCAAUCAACGUGUUCACCAACGUCCGUCGAUAUAGCGGACGUUGGGUUCUCUAGGCUUAAGGACUUGCUCAAAAAUCAAAUCCGUUCCUACUGUUCCUAAUUAUCUACUGCGUAGUAUUCGUUUAUUUUUAUUCGAGCCGAACCAUGAUCGAACGAUCCGCGAGAUCGUUCGUUCGUGUCCUUAAUUUUUCGUCUAUAAAUAUACAACGUUACACGCGACGUUUCGGAGAUCGCGAACACUUACACUCACUUUGUUAAGGAAUAAAUUAUUGACCGUAACCACUA